Candidula unifasciata is the source of this 440-nucleotide messenger RNA. NCBI's taxonomy places the organism in Eukaryota, Metazoa, Mollusca, Gastropoda, Stylommatophora, Geomitridae. The record is from the annotation of a GenBank genome assembly.
AAACUGAGUCAACAACAGAAACUGAGUCAACAACAGAAACUGAGUCAACAACAGAAAUUGAGCCAACAACCGAAACUGAGUCAACAGAAACUGAGUCAACAACAAAAACUAAGUCAACAACAGAAACUGAGUCAACAACAGAAACUGAGUCAACAACAGAAGCUGAAUCAACAACAGAAACUGAGUCAACAACAAAAACUGAUUCAACAGCAGAAACUGAGUCAACGACAGAAACUGAGUCAACAACAGAAACUGAGUCAACAACCAAAACUGAGUCGACGACAGAAACUGAGUCAACAACAGAAAACAAGUCAACAAUAAAAACUGAGUCAACAACAGCUACUGAGUCAACAACAGAAACUGAGUCAUCAACAGAAACGGAGUCAACAACAGAAACGGAGUCAACAACAGGAACUAAGUCAAAAACACUGUCUAAAUGA